AGCCGCCGCUGGGCGUCUGCCUGUACUCCUGAGCCAGUUGGCUUCCUUUUGCCCGCCUCUUGCCAUGGGCAGCACGGAGAGCAGCGAGGGCCGCAGGGUGUCCUUCGGCAUGGAUGAGGAGGAGCGGGUCCGGGUGCUGCAGGGCAUCCGGUGCGCGCAUCGUGUUCUGCGUACGGCGAUGCUUCCAAUCCUGGACACCUGCCACAGCCUCUCAACGCCGCAGCCAAGGGGCGCUUUGAAAGUCGUGAAUCAUCAUAUACCCGUCCCUCUGCUUACAACCCUCCACUGGAUCCCCAGCGCCUUUAAACUGAAGAGGGACCGCCUUACCUUGUUUUACAAAGCUGUGCUGCCGACUUCUCUGACCACAGCUCAUGCCAGUACCCUCACUCCCACUCCCCAUCUAUUCACUGGCCUCAGGACCUUCUUGUCUCUGCAAGUUGCCAGCUUGCUCCAAGCACACAACCUCUGCAUUCGCUGUUUGCUCUUGUCCAGCUUUUCUUAUAUCUAGCUCUUACCAUUCUUGUUGUAGUUCACAUGUUAUCUGAAUAGCCUUCCUUGACCGCUCAGUCUAAAGGAGCUUCCCAUCCCCACUGUCACACCUUUACUUUUUUCGUAGUACUCAUCACCAUUUGAAACUUCUGUUGAUAACAAGCUGGUCACUGUGUUUCCUACUACAGUGUAGCCUCCUUGAGACUCAAGCUCUUGUCUGGUUCCCGGCUCCAGCGCCGGAACCUAGGAGAACGAUAAGAGCGGCUCACAUGUGAGUGCUCAGUGGGAGCCAUGAGUUGUGUUAAACCCUUUACAGGUAUCCUCUCAUUUUCCACAGCCCUAUAAGUGAGGGAGAUUUCUAUUUGUCCAUUUUACAGAUAAGGUCAGCUGAGGCACUGAGAUGAAGUAACUCAUCCAAGGUCACCUAGGUAACAAGUGGGAGAGCUGGGAUUGAAAUAGGCCAAGUCCAGGACUUGCUUAUUAAAUGCUUCCUUUCCUCCACCUGUGCCUGGCACAUAGUGGGUGCUUUGUGAAUAAUUGUUGAGUAAUUAAAUGGAGGAACCCAGUGAAACAGGGACCAAGGUUAAAUGGAAUGCACAGAGCUGGAUGUAGGUGAAUUAGUUAAUUAGGGAGGUGACUCAGAAAAAGAUAUGAGGAGGUCUAACCUCAGGAAAUGCUCAUUAGCUGUGUAAGAUAAGAUUAGCAGCUUAUCUUCUGAGUCUCAAUCACCACAUUUUUUUAAAAAAUGGGAGGAGGGUGUGAUAACCCUGGGUGCUGCCUGAUGAGAUGAAGAUGUGUGUGGAGGUGUUUAGAAAAAGUAUAGAUUAUUUUGUGAGAGCCUCUAUUCUUAGCACAGUGCUUAGCCCAUUUGGUGCUUGCUAGGUGUUAUCUAGUCUUGACCUGGCUCUUGGCAAAGACAAAAGGUGGUAGGGAGGAGGUGGCUUGUGUUGGAGGGUUGAGAGGCAAGAGCCUGAAUUGGCAUUUAGGAAGACACCCUUGGCUCUGAUUGGGUGCUCUUCCACCUUUGUCACGUGAUGUCCUGCUUUUGGGAUGCUGGCAAGAUAGGUCAGUUGGAGUCUUUUAGGUUGAGCGGAGAGUCCCUUUGAAGGUGACUUCCUCUAAGUUGACAGGAACAUCAUCUUUUUUGGGUGUAUCAGACCAGGUGCCUUUUAUUUCUAGUUCUCUUAAUUCUGCAAAGUAUAAAUUCUCUUUUAAGAUGGAGAAUGAGGCCUAGAGAGGUUAAGAAAUUUGUCUGAAGUGUUACCUCAGUAAUUUCUGGGACUUUCGUCCAGACCUUUGUGUUCCAGCAACAGCCUUUUCUCAUUACUCCAAGUUCCCAUCCCCCAGUGACAUGCAAGGCAGCGUGAACAUUCUGUGACAGAGCUUCUACCUGGCCUGCAGGGUGCUGGCGCCCACUUAGUUCUACCAGAGACUAUAAACUUGAGGGAGUUUUUCUGACUCACUGCUGGGCAAACUCAUCAGAGAGAAUAACUGCUUGUCUAGAGACACACAGUGGGUGGGCAGCCCCAUGCUCUGAGAGCCCCUUCCUUUCUUCCUUCCACCUGUGUGCCUGGUCUGAGAGGGAGAGCACAGAAAGGAGGUGAUUGCAGUUAAGUGCUUUGGUGUAGGGGCUUUUUCUGCUAGCAAAGUUAUUUGAAGGCUGGGGAGUCCACCAUGUCUUUAGCCAGACAAGUGAAAAAUCAGUAGAAAAGAUCACUGAAUGAACCAAUGAGAAAUUAGUUUAAUAGAAGGUAGAUGCCCAAGAAGAAAAUGCCCCAGCUCCUUCAGAGAAAGUUAAAUAUUCUUAAAGACCACUUGUAAUUAGUUCCCCCAGGCCUAGUCCUAGAAAGUGCUCUAAUUCCCUUAAAAUUAAAGGCCGUGGCCUUGCUAGUUUGCACACUUUUUUGCAUAAAUUUACAUAUCGAGUCCAAACUCUAAUUCCUUGGAAGGUAAAAGAUAUUUAAUUAAUGCAAAAUGCUGUAAUUAUAUUUAACUUCAGUUUUCAGAGCAAGCGUGUGUGAAAUACAUAAAGAUUUCAUUUCAACCAGUACCUUUAGCCUCAUUCUCCAGUAAGAGAAGGUACAUACAUGGCAGGAGUCUGAAUGCUGACAAGCAACCAACUUCAGCUGGAAUACCAAAGUUGGCCAGUUACUUACCAGGCACUGGGCCGGGCCUUGCAGAGACAACAAGGGACAAAGCACAAGGUCCCUACCCCCACGGAGACCUCAGCCCAGGCGGGGGAAGCAGACAAAAAGAAAGAAAAAAGAGGCAAAAGAAUAAAAAAGACCUGCAAGUGCUAUGAAGGAAACAAAAAGCAUGCAAAGAGUAAUGGGCUACUUGGUGGUGGUGGGAUGGUCGGAUGCUGCCUCUGGGAGGAGGUGACAUGGAAGAUGUGCCUGAGCCAGCCAUGGGAAGAGUGCACACAUUUGCUCUGUGCUGCGUGUUCGAAGAGCACUGCCUCAGAUAUUCCGCAUGCUGACCUUGUGAGAUAUUGUCUCCUCAGAGCUGUCUGAAAAUGUGGUUAACCGAAUGAAGGGUUCCAGCCAGCCUUCCAAAGCGGGGCAGCCAACUCCCCCUUCUCCAUCUGGCACCUCUGAAGGCCCGGAGAAAGAUGCCAAACCGCCCAGGUCAGAGCACAGUGGUGGCCGGCCCGCAGGGGUAGACGAGGAUGUCCUCAAGAGGUAUAAACAGGAGCAGGCCAUGGUCCAGGAUGAGCUGCUCCAGGUGGCCACGAGGGAAAGAGAGGCAGCCACCCAGCACCAGCGUGUGUCCCUGCAGCGAGGGGAGGGCAGCGUUGACCAGGACAAGUGGAGGUCAGACCAGCUGGUCAGGGAGCUGGAGAGCCGAGAGGCAGAGCUGAGACGCCGCGACACCUUCUAUAAGGAGCAACUGGGGCGCAUUGAGAGGAAGAAUGCUGAGAUAUAUAAACUGUCUUCACAGCAAUUCCACGAGGCAGCUUCGAAAAUGGAGGGCAUGAUAAGGCCCCGCAGGCUGGAGCCCGCGUGCUCAGGGCUGCAGGCGCAGAUUCUCCGCUGCUACCGUGACCACCUGCAGGAGGUGCUGCUGUGCUCCGACCUGGUCAAGGCCUACCAGCGCUGCGUGAGUGCGGCCCGCAAGGGUUGAGGAGCAGCCAUCACUCUUGGCCCUGGCAGUGACUUGGAGCCCUGAAGAAGGGACCAGUUAUGGGGCCACAGGCCACAGACACCGUGCCCAGCCAUUUCCCGCUGGGUGUCUACAGAUGCUUCUGUGCCAUAUGCUUAAGAAAUCGAGUGUGUGCGAGUGUCCAAAAACAAAUAAAGCACAUGUCUUUGUUUCAGUCA
This is a messenger RNA of Equus caballus (horse), 3809 nucleotides long. NCBI's taxonomy places the organism in Eukaryota, Metazoa, Chordata, Mammalia, Perissodactyla, Equidae. The record is from RefSeq and is a predicted model, not a curated record.